AUGGUCUUACCCCUUCAAGUUAUCGUUUCCCACUCCGCCUCUAAUGUUCUCUUGUCUCGGUCCGUUCUUCGUUGUGUGGUUGGGAGUGUCUCCAGUGCAAAAAACAGUGUUCUCCAGAAUCUGAAGUCUGUUUUCGGCAGCUCCGUUCCCCCCGUCGACGAUUCCAGCCAUCCUUCUGCCGCCCGCCCUUUGACUUCGGAGGUGGAGGAGGCCAAGGGCGUCAUCUCCGCUCGUAUCCGGGAGGUCACCUCUCGUCUGGCUGAACUGGAGUCACUGAAAGCGGACUUUGCCAACUCCAUGAACUCGGAGUAUGCUUUCUUUGAACAACAGCAGAGUGCCGACCUUGCAGCAACCCUUCGCACCUAUGCCGCCCUGCAGGCGAAGCGGGCAGACAGGUGUCGG
Dibothriocephalus latus is the source of this 402-nucleotide messenger RNA. The record is from the annotation of a GenBank genome assembly. NCBI's taxonomy places the organism in Eukaryota, Metazoa, Platyhelminthes, Cestoda, Diphyllobothriidea, Diphyllobothriidae.